Messenger RNA from Ooceraea biroi (clonal raider ant), 8811 nucleotides. Its product is annotated as polycomb group protein Psc. Gene Ontology annotation, biological process: negative regulation of transcription by RNA polymerase II. Gene Ontology annotation, cellular component: PRC1 complex. The record is from RefSeq and is a predicted model, not a curated record. Lineage: Eukaryota; Metazoa; Arthropoda; Insecta; Hymenoptera; Formicidae. Gene Ontology annotation, molecular function: promoter-specific chromatin binding.
UAUACAGAUUAUAGUUUUCCUGCUUUACAUGUUAUCAAAAGUAGUUCUCUUACCUCUUACCUUAUGCAGUAUGGUUCACCAUUGAUGAUAAUCAGCAAGUUAGCAAUUCUAAGAAAAUAAAUCGGAAUAAAUCGUAGAAUAAGAUCUUUUCGACACCAGGCAUCGUCCCAUGUGUUUCUGCGCAUGGUUUCAAGGUCUUCUACGUGUUCCUUAAGUCCGAUUCAGCUUAACCGUUUUAGCUUAACUCACUCUUUUCGUCUCUUUCUAAGGGGCAAAUUAAAGAGACGAAGAGUGAGUUAAGCUACGGUUAAAGUUAAGCGACGUUAGUGCAACCGGGCCUAAGUAUGGUUUCUAGGUAAUCCCUAUUCUCGAAGUCGCUGUUAUAUUUCAAUACAUAAUGGCGUCUUUCCUCUUGAAAGUGUUAAGUGACUUAGCAAACAUCGUGGGAAACUAUUGGAAGAACAACGAACCGUACGUCACAGCGGCGAUUUGAGAUCAUUCAGCAUUUGUUACAUCUACUUUCUAUAUUAAAAGCAAGAAAAAGAUAAACGAGUCAGAGGCAGUAGAAAGAAGAGAGAGGGAAAAGAGAUUAUAGCAAGAGGAGAACGGUGGGGGAAAGGAACCGAGGAAAGAGGAGAAUUAGCGAGGUAGGAGUACGCAGUGGACGAGAGUGAAGGAGGAAAAGGAACAAAGAUUGCACGUGGGGAGCGAGAGAGAUUAUAUUGGCAUAGAAAAAGAGUAACGGAAUGUGAGGAGAGAGAAGGAUGAAAAGGACGCUCGAGAUACAGGAAAAAAGCAUUGAACAAAAUGGGAGGUGGGGAAGGGGGAGAGGGAGAAGCGACCCGGGAGAGAGAAACACGGGGGGUAAGAGGAGAAGAGGAAGAUUGGGAAAAGCGUUCAGGGAGAGAAAAAGAGAGUACACGGGGCAGGAAGGGCUGCACGCAGAAAGGGAGAAAGCUAGGGAGAAAGAAAGGGGGAGCCAAGGGCCAUUCCCCGCUCUCCGCCGGAACGGCGGAGUGGGGAAAGAGAGAUGGCAGAAUUGGAAGGGGGCCGCAACAGGGAGUCGAUGAGACGAGCGAAGAGCACGGGCAACUCCGCGGUAAGGGACGGGAGAGGAGAGAGGAGCUGGUAGUCGUAACCCCAGCUGGUAACGACGCGAGAGGGGCAAGCUGCGGCGCGUUGUGUGUUAGUACGGGGGUUACUAUAUAUUAUCUUCGCCGAAGGGGGAAGCGCGGAGAGGAGGGAAGGCAACAAGGAGGUACGAUCCGGUAGUAGUGGGAGAAAAACGAAGGAGGAGAGAGAGAGAGAGAGAGAGAGAGAGAUAGCGGAAAAAGCAAGAUAGAAGAGAAGCGGACGAGACGAGGAGAGACGAGCUGACGAACCGGCAGAGCUAGUAUAGUCGCAUCGGAUCCGAAGGACAGUAGACAGAGACGGAUAAACGAGCGAGAGCGGAAGAAGGAGGGGGUCGUGACUGCCCGAGAGAGCAAGCGGGUCGGCGAGAGGGAGGAGAGCGAGCAUAUACCCGAAGGGACAGAAACGACGAGGGGGAGAGAGCCCGCGGGGAGGGAAAGGGCAUAUCCCACUCCGCGUGCCUCCCGCUCAGUUUGGCAAGAGACGUCGUCGGUGGUACGUGUAGUUAUCGCGCUCGCGUGCUCUCCAUCUCUCUUUCCCGUCGUCUCGUCGCGUCAGCUAUACAGUCCAGCCAGACGGCUGUCGCGCGUUAGUUCUCGAGUGCGCCGCGCGGCGCUAUCCACCGGGCCCCGUCGUGAUUUCGUGACCGCCCUGCGCGCCCCGAGUGUGUAGUGCUUCCUCGCCGUUUGCGAUCGGGAGGGAAGCGGCGGAUUUCCCGGCAGGUUUUCUGCGCGGUUGCUGUACGUUUUCGCACGUCGUUGCUCCGUCGCAGGCCAAGCGCGUGCGAUGAAGCGGAAUCGCCACGAUCGCGGCCGAUCGAGAGACGGUGAAUGACGCGUAACGGCGAGCGACGAGAUCGCGCUGUACCACGCGCGAUACCGUAGGCCGCCGACGGUCACAAAGAGGGAACCUCGAAAGGGAGAGACCGUGCGGGAGGGAGGACGUGCAAGCAUCGGAGAGCAUCGCCGGAGACGUUCUCGUUCCGCGUCGGACGUGGCGCUCUCACAUCGGUGCACGUCGCGUCGUCGUACGUGGUGCAUCGCGCGAGGAACAACGAACGCGUCGCCGUCGUGUAGUCGCCGUAGUCCUAUGCACACACGCGCGGGCGCUCGCGCGCGCGCACGUAUCACGCUCGUGCCCCAGAAUCGUGCGCUGGAGAGUGCAUAGCCGUUGCGCCCGCCAUCCCCGCUGGCACGUUUCGCAUGUUCGUCGUCGUCGCGCAUACAAACUUCGCGUUUUGCAAUUUAUUUGCAUGACGAAGAAAUGGCUGGUAUCGGCAAGAGGACACUUUUACGCGAUGUGAACCCGUAUCUAAUUUGUAAAAUAUGCCGCGGCUACCUCAUAGACGCCGUAACCGUGGUGGAGUGCUUGCACUCUUUUUGCAGGAGCUGCAUCUUGAAGCAUCUCGGCAAUGUGGCGCAUUGUCCGUCAUGCAAACACGCGCUCAACAAGGCAAAACCAAACAUCAAAGCCGACAAAGCGUUACAAGAUAUCGUGUACAAACUGGUGCCCGGAUUAUAUCAUAAGGAAAUGUUGAAGAGACGGGAGUUCUACAAGAAGCAUCCUGAGCACGCAAACUCGGCAACGCCGGAACAACGCGGUGAGGAUGUGAGCGGACGAUUAAUAUUCAAUCCAGAAGAUGUAGUGAGCUUGAGUCUAGAGUACCUACCACCUGGAGUAGAUCCGUUGACCAUACUGAGCACCAACGAUAUGGAUACGAACAAUUUGAACGGUGCCAAUGGUAGUAAUAAUAAUAGUAACAAUAACGCAGUCAGCAACAAGCGAUACCUGCAGUGUCCUGCUCUGGUGACCAUCGCACACCUGAAGAAAUUUAUAGCGAUGAAGUACAGCGUCGACAUAACGAGAUACACCGUCGAGAUUUGCCAUCGGCGUGCGCCACUGCCCGAACAUUGGACUCUCAUGGACGUCGCUUACAUUUAUGCAUGGAAGAGGAUCGCACCAAUAAGAUUCUUCUAUCGGGUGGCGCAAGAGGAACAGAGGCUCGAGGCACCGUUGCACCAAAGACCAUCGACCCCGGGACUCGGAGCUUGUUUGCCGCCGAAUGAUGCGCGGGACGACAGUAAUACGGACACUAAUCAUCCUAUUAAUCAUCCUGAGAUAACUGAAUCCGAGCCGAAGCAGCAAGUCCACCAAACCAUCAGAAAUAAGUCAGCGAGUGACAACAAUGAAAAAACGACAUCUUCGCCAAAAGAUCUGAGUAAAACUGCGAACGACAAGCCGCACGUGAAGCCGCUCGUGGAACGCAAGCAAGCACCGACCACCGAGAAGGAUGAAGCAAACAAGACGACGAUGAGGACAACGGUAUCUACAACAUCAUCGACAUCGACAGCAACAAACACGACGAUGCUGACCACGGCAGCGACAAACGUAUCUUCCUCAUCGAUGGUGAGCGUGUCGCCUUCGUCGACACCAACGACAUGCGACGAUUCAACUAAGCAGAUAAAGACUCCGAUUAAAAUACUGAAGAACCCGGACGGGAAGUACGAAGUGUUAAAGAGUCCAUCCUCCGUUGGCUGGAACGGGAAAGAUCCGACCGCCGCGGUGACCGACAUUAAAAGUUCUACGAGUCCCGAGUUCAGUGUCGUGAAUUCCAACGGAGUGAAAAUAACGUUGAAGCAAUGCUCACCGCCGCAGAACAGCAGUGCGAAGAAACCGAAGGUUAUCAGUAACGUUUUGCUGCGUUGCGGCCAGAUGGAAAAAGAUGCGUCGUCGUCGUCAUUGCCGUCGUUACCAUCAUCGUUAUUCCCCUCGCCCUCGUCGUUGAGCCCGUCAUUGGCGUUGCAGUCGCUGCAGCAGCAGCAGGACAAAGAUAAAUCGGUCGCGACGAUCGGUCCGCUGCAUCCGGAUAAGCAAGAGAAGCAACGGCGUAAGGUGACUUUCGUAGACCAACUUCCGGGCUCGGAGAAGGUAACGUCGCCCACUAAUGCCAGCGCUGUCCUCAAAACGGCCCUUAAGAGGCCCGCGGAGCAACAGGAUAAGAAGCAAUUCCUUCAAAGCAUCCAGUUGACUGCUAGGGAAUCAGUGUCGGAUCACGAUAGUAAGGUGAAGUCACCUAUUCGAGACACUCCGGCAAACAUUCCGGCAGGCGUUCUGGCAAACGACGUUAAAUCACUUCAGAAGGGCAACGCGAUGCCGAGGAGUUUGGAGGAAACUCUGAAGAAAGACGGUAACGAGGUCAAAGAGAACAGCAGCGCCGAGAACGCCAGCUCAAACGCGAACACCAUCGUAGCAAGCGCGAUUGCCAAGCGCGUUACCGGAAUGCCCGCUAGUAAUCGAACGUACGCGUCGGGCAGAAUCGAUGACACGGACGGACGUGCGUCGUUCAACUCGGGAACCAGUAUAAACAUUACGAACAGCAAUAACAAGAUGGACGUGUAUACUUUUUCAAGCGAUCCGCCGAUUGUACCGGCUGGAGCGGUGAAAAGGAAGUGUCCACCGGGCGUACCGAUAGCCGAUCUCAAGCGUCGGAAAUCGCCGCAGAUCGCACAAAAAGAAGUCAAUAAAAAGCAACAAAUUGUUCCUUCACAGAAUGCUGCUAUUAAAAUGCCACGUACGCCGUCUGCGGAACACGUGAUACCUACGAGUAGAGCGACUAACAUAACGGCAGAUCACCCGGGUAGCAACCCGGGUCGCGCGCCGAACAACGUGAAAUCGUCGAGCGGCCCGAUGCUCUCACAUGACACGAGGAAUCUUCUGGAUGGCUGCGGUUUGAGCAUUCCAGCGAGUUUGAGCAUAACGCUGACCUCGCCCAAGUCCGCGGGAACAUCGGGACAGCUGGUCGAAUCUAAUCUCGUUGAUCUCGUUGAUAAUACUCGCAAGGUAGCGCUGGGCAAAGUAAAUCCUAGUAUCACGUUGAAUGACCGAUCGGUCAAUUCGCGCGUGCUGAAAGCGCUCAAGACGGGGCAGAUUAGGAUGCCCACCACGCCGCCGAAGGCCAAACCGCCGGCGACGAUGAUAACCGCAGCGAAACAGACGAUGACAAGUCGAAGUGGCGAGGUGGUGAAUCAUCAACAACGAACAACAUCAGUAGCCGGCAAACGGAAAAGAGAACCGCAGGAGCCGUCCAAAGACAUUCUGGACUUGAGCGGAAGCAACAAGAAGAUGGACAUGCAUCCUCUAAGGAUCCCUCAACCGGUGACGAAGCUCAAUAAGACCAACAAGGUUAUUCCUAGGGACACCAUGCAACCGGGAGGCAUCUCCGAUCAGGGACAAGUGGUGACGCUCAUGAGCGGGCACAAGUAUUAUCGAGCACCACCGGGUUCCUUGACACCCGCCGCUCAUCGUGUUACCGAUUGCCCGUUACCGGCACCGUCGCGGACGCCCGUCUACGCACCGUCCCUUGGUUCCCUCGGCCAUCCGAAUGCGAAUUUCCCGUCGGUUUUUCCGAGUCUGCAGAGCAUCUUCGCUCUCAGUCAGGCACCGAAUCUCCAGCAGUUUCAAAUGGACACGGCGCGAUUGCGACUGCCACCACGUUCCACUGCAGAAUCCAGCGGUGGAGCUGCGACUGGAGCCACUGAAAACGGCAAUCCCGGUAUCAGCGGAAUGCCGGGGAAGAGUCAUUUGGCUGCUCAGUGCGCGCCGGUUAAGCCUGCGAGGUCUUCCGUGGCGCCCUUAGCAGUGCCGAUUAACAAGCAACAGUCCACCGACAAGUUGGCGAGCGCCAAUAAAGCAGCGGUAAGCGAUGCGGGUAAGCUUCCAAUGUUUCGUAACAACGAAAGCCUCGAUUCGACAGAUGAAGCUCCACGCGCGACUGUUCAACGAAAAUACUCUUCGAACGUCGAAAGCACGAAUAAUAGACUCGUAUCACGGAGCAACGACGACAGCACGAAGAGCAAUGCACCAGCUACUACUGUCGAGACCGUUAAAGAUCCGAAUGUAGAGUCUAAAAACUCAGGAUCAACCGAUACGGAUAGUUCAUUGCAGCAGCAGCAGCAGCAGCAGCAUCGCGAGGCAGCGAGCCCUAGAGUAUCGUCGACGGCUUCGCCGUCGCCACCUCCUGGUAAUGGCAGUGUAAAUACGAGAAACGAGGAUAGUGUUAAUCAUAAUGAUAAUAUCAAUAGCAACGAUACGAACGCGAGUAACAAAGCCGCAAGUGCGACGUUCAGUCCGCCGAAGAACAACGUCAGUUCCGAAAUGACGUGUAAUAAAUCGCCGGUUAGUCCGGAUUCCAGUUCGAUCACAGUGGAGAGUACUGCGACGAACAAGAGUUGUUCGACGUCGACGGAUCAGGAAACGGUGACGGAUGCCCAGACAUCGUCCGAUGUAGUCAAACCUUCCGACUCGACUGCCAAUCCUGAUGACAGUGCCGUUGACGGUUCAGCUACUUCCGACGAUGGCAACAAGCUCAACGUCAACAAAUCGGAAGCAACUGAAAUUGCGAAGCAAUUGACUUCGGAGAUGGUACAAAAAAGAUUGUUAGCAGUUUUCCCCUCGAACGAGUGGGCACAUAACCCCAUAGCCGCCGAACAUCUUGGUAACUUUCUGAAAAGUCUGAAUGCCACGAUAAAGAGCAAGGGACAUGCCGAAGAAUCCAACAAGACAUCCGAGGCGUCUGACCGAAAGAUUGUUGGCAAUGAUGGUACGAGGACCAAUAAUGAUGCUUCCGUAAACUCAAAGAAAGACAUUGUCGAGCGUUCGUAAUGAUUUCGUAAAGUCAUUUUACAGUGUCGCGGGAACGAUAUGCGCACGAUAUAAUGUGUACGAAAUCAUCGCAUAUUUAUAUGGACUUUUACAGCUUCAAAGCGGACAGUUUUCAGUUUCUUGUAUCUCGACGGUUGUUGUGUUUCACUAAAUAACUUACCCGAUUAUGGCGUGAAAAAUGUGUAUUUUUACUUAACGUCGGAGUUUUUAAGAUGCUAUUACGCAGUGAUGGUGAAAAGUAUACGUACAAGCAAGCAAGCACGGAUAAACGUUGAGACACUGCCAUAGAAAUAAAGGGCUGCAAAAUAGUUUUCGACACAGACAGUUGCUGCAGUUUACGAGGAUAGGAGAAUCCUGUGAGAAACAACGUUAUGUAUAUUAUAGAAUACGUAGUGUAAAGAGGAGACCGUGAAUCUUAUUUUUCCAAAUUUCUUAAAACUACAUUUUUCACCAACUGUGGAGUGAUCUCUCUAUAUACAUAUAAACUAUCUCAUUAAAUUGAAAACUUGCAACAUUCCGAGAAAGAGAAUCUGCAGUCUUUCUCCAAGAAUUUAUUUUAUCGAUGUAGAUACAGGAUAUUUCUGUAAUAUGCGAGAUUCACUUCAGGAAUAGAAUUCAGCACUUAAAAGUAACAUUUAUUCCGAAUAAAAUAAUUUUUAAAUUUCUUUAGCUUGAUUUGCUGAAACAAUGAGUGCAAAAUUUAUUGUAACUUGGAGAGAAGAUCAAAUAGAAUAUACUAUAGUAACUUAUAUUAACUUUUUAUUGUGCUAACUUUUAAUUCCUGAAGUGUCUCACAUUUAUCACCUUGCACCUUGCAGUAUCUUGUAUGCUGACUAAUUCUUUAUAGCAUAUUGACCAUAGUUGGUUGGGAUGAUUUCUGUGAAUAAAAUACAUCUUAUAUAUUUUAUACUUCAUUACUUUUGAUGUCUGUUGUCGAAAGCAGAUUGCAUAAAAUCAUCCUGACCUACUGGACUAACAGUAUGUGACAGGCAUUACAGAUGUGUUUAUAAUGAUAACAAAAGUAAAACAUAAUGUAAGCAACAAGUUAUAAAUCGUAUUCGCAUCGCAUAUUUCACGUUAAUUCUUUGAUAGACUUUUACAACUUUACAAUUAGGCAAUAUGUAAACACAUUAUGUACAGUCUGCAAGAUAUUUUUGCAAUUAUUGUUACACCGAUAUAUAUUGACUAAUAUAUAUUGAGUAUAAAUAAUAUAUUGACGAUUCGCUAGAUGAAAAAUGACUCUGUUGUGGUAUUGUCGUGAUAAUGAAGUCAUGAUUAUGUGUGAUCAUGGGAGCAAGUUGAAUGAACAAAGUGUCAUACGCGAUUAAACGGAAUUCCUAUUCAAAUUCAAAUAUGUGUUUUAUAUGGAAUACAGAAUAGAUUUAACACUCUAUUGAAUUUAUUUAACUUUAUUCAACUUCGUACGAUACACAUAUCAUACACAUCGAAGAGUUAUGAAAUAUAUGAUGCGAAUAUAUGAUGCAAAAUUGGUCAUGUAGAUUCUGCUAUAAAUUGAGGAUGUGCAAUAUUACAUGUACAUCGCUCUUGAGAACACGUGAAAGGAACUUUUAGAUUAAAGUACUAUUGUUAGCACCUAUUUUAUUCUUUGUGUUAUGUUUUAUGAUUAGUUGUAUGCUUGAUUGAUAUAUAUAUAUAUAUAUAUAUAUAUAUAUGAUAUAUAUAUAUACACACACACACACUGUACAAUAAUUGUUACGUUAUAUAUAGCUCUGUAUCUGUAUUAUAUUAAUUGUAUUAUUUUGAAAUUUGUAUAUAUUUAAUAUUAUGUAUAGUAACGAAGGAGAGGGAGUGAGGUAUGCAGCAAUAUCUCAUCUUUCACAAACUGAUGUUACUUUGUAAGUGAAAAAUCGAGCUAAUCGAUUGUAUUUCUUGUGUUUUAAUUAAUUUGCAAGAAAGGUAACACACAUGUAUCACUUGUAAGAGAAUAUAUCAUUCAUAUACUUGGAUAUACAUUAAUUUGUACAAUUCUUGUAUCUUCGUUAAUAAAUUCCUCUAAAA